Molecule: messenger RNA, 972 nt
Organism: Brienomyrus brachyistius
Lineage: Eukaryota; Metazoa; Chordata; Actinopteri; Osteoglossiformes; Mormyridae
Exons: 2
Coding region: 242-496 (84 amino acids)
Source: RefSeq, a predicted model, not a curated record
CUCCCUCCAUCAUCGCUGCCCUCCCCGUCUCCCCCUCCCAUCCUCUCUUUCUCCGUCUCUCUCUCCCCCUCUUUCUCUGAAUUUCAGGGAAAAGAGUGUCUUCUGGUAGCAGUAGACGGCGAACGGCUGGACUUCAUACUUAAGAUGUAGAGGCUUUUUUUGACAGCGUAAACCGUCAGAAAUAAGGCGUUCAACCUUUGGCUGAUUUUUCUGCUGGAUGUACUGAGAUAAAAACAAAAUCAUGGAUCUUUCCUUUAUGGCCGCGCAGAUCCCUGUAAUGACGGGCGCCUUCAUGGACUCGCCUAAUGACGACUACAGCACAGACCACUCGCUGUUCAACUCCUCGGCCAGCGUGCACGCCGCAGCAAUCGCUGCCAACAGCCAGCAGGAGGAGCCGCAGCCCAUGUCCAGAGACGCCAUCUGGCUGUGGAUCGCCAUCGUGGCCACCAUCGGCAACAUCGUGGUCGUCGGGGUGGUCUACGCCUGCACUUUCUGACUCCCGCGCCAGCUUGCGAAUCGCGGGCCUCCUGUUGAGGCCUGCAGUCGGAACUGAGACUGGAGGAAGGAUGCGGCUGCUUCAGACAUUUUCCUACUUCACUAAUAAAUUUAAUUACUUUUUUUUUGAGGUCAUUUAAUCCUUUACGUCUUUUUAAACUUUUAAUUGGAAUUCGUUCAAAGACAAGGGGGAUACUUUUCACUUUUAAAUUUAACUAGUGAAGAAGGUAGCAUCGGUGAUGUUAUCUGUAUUUGAAUAAUAGAAGUUUAAAUAUGAAUAAGUGUAUAUAUGUGGGGGGGGGGGUAUUCUACAUGCAGAAAGUGGCCUUCAGUUAACCCAACGACUGAGGAUAAAUUACCCAGCCUGAUUUAAAUAAAAUAUCAUUGUGCUACAAACCCAUGAUGACCUAUCAUCAGAAUGACCACAGCUUACUGCCACAGGGGGGUGAGAUAAGCAGGGGCCCUGAAAAGCGGGGG